Messenger RNA from Chionomys nivalis (European snow vole), 6132 nucleotides. RefSeq lists its product as uncharacterized. The coding region runs from base 304 to 6132 and encodes 1942 amino acids. The transcript has 14 exons. Gene Ontology annotation, biological process: vesicle-mediated transport; intracellular protein transport. Gene Ontology annotation, cellular component: membrane. Lineage: Eukaryota; Metazoa; Chordata; Mammalia; Rodentia; Cricetidae. Gene Ontology annotation, molecular function: SNAP receptor activity. The record is from RefSeq and is a predicted model, not a curated record.
CGGCGACGGGGCGCUUUCCGCCCGAGCCUCGCUCCCAGGAACGAGGCUGCGCACGCCGCGGCAGGUGCGGGCGGGCAGGUGCGGCGCGGCGGGCCACUGCGCCCUGCAGAGACAGCCUGUGGGCACAGCCUUCUUCUCCCUGCUGCUUCUGCCGUGGGCACGAGUGGAUGGCCCAUUCACCAUGAACUGUGACCCCUGCCCCGGCAUUCCUAGGUGGUCCUGUGUUCCUCGCUGAGGAUCUGACAGCCUGGUUGCUUCCUCAUAUCUGAUGUGCUUAAUCCUCAUGGAGCUACAUCCGUAACCAUGGUGACGCGGGUCGAAGUUGGCUCUAUUGCAUCCCUGAGGGCGGGGCCUGGCCUCGGUGACAUCAGCAGGGAGAAAGCCCUGAAGAGAACAUACUUUGGCCAGACUGGGGAUGCCCCUGGGGCCCCCUCCACUAGAGUCCUGAGUACAGAAAGCCCCCUGCGGACCCACCUGUUCCCUCUGCCCCUUGCUCCCAAGCCUUUCCUUAAGGAGCAGGUCCUCGAGAAAAAGACUCCUGUCACAUCUUCGUGGGCCGGUGCCACCCAGUCCUGUCCUUCAGCUGAGAUCGACAUGAGAGAGGCUAAAGAAGACGUGGCUAAAAGGAUGCCGGGCUUAGCCGAACAGGAGGCAGGCAGAGGAGUGGCCCUGCCAAAUGGCCCAUCUGUAUCUAACAAGGCCACCUUCCUGAAGUCUGGCCCCAGCACCGUGGGCCUCUUUGAAACGAACAAACCCGGACCCAACCUGGGCAGAGGAACUAGUGAGGGGAGCCGGGAGGCCAGCUCCCGCACAGCCCAGGCAUCUCCCUUAAGUGCCAGGCCUGAGGUGGCCGCCAAGCCUGCCCUCCCAGCUCGAAAGCCCCCAGUGACUCUGCCCCGACCCACUUCCCUGUCAAAGGACGCUGGGUCUGACGUGUCCCAGAAGUUGGCAGGCCAAGCCCAACCUUUGCCAAAGGCCCACAGUGCGGAGGACCCUACUGGCCGGGCUCCAGAGGCCAAGUCCCAUCCGAAGAGACGUCCCAUGUCAGCAGUGUUCAGCGAGUACCAGCCGCCCCCAAAGCCAGGCCCAGGUGGAGUGGCAGUCACGGGCAAGGUCCCCCCUGUCCCUCCGGAGAAGACGUGGGUGAGGAAACCCAGGCCUCUGUCUGUGGACCUGACUGCUGUGUUUGAGAGCAGAGAGACACUGCUGAGGAAGGUGCCCGGUGUGCAGAAUCCAGUAGAGAGCCAGGGCCCAGAGAAGACCUGCGUGCAGCCCAAGGGCAACGCCGAGGGCCCUGUCUGCAUGGAGGUCACCCCUCAGGACCCCGACUCCGACUUCCAGGAGGUGGCCGAGAGGCUCCAUGUGCGGAGGGAGAGGACCAUUCUCAAACAGAUCGAUACGGACAGCCCUAGGGUUCCCCAGGAUGAGGAAAGGCCAGACCAGCAGUCAGAGAAGGAGCCAGGGUCCCCUUUGCCCAGGCCAGGAAGAGACCUGGGACUGGCUGAGGUCAAGGGUGGAGGGUCUGAGCAGGAGGCUCCUGCAGGGACAGAGAAGAAGUCUGCAGGGACCAUCAGGAAGCGUCUCAGCCUGUUUGAGGAAGAGACUGCUGUGGCCUUGGUGGUGGUGUCCGAGCCCUCUCCUGGUUCCCCUGCGUCCCCAUCCACAGUGCCAGAGUCGGAGAGAACUGGUGUGAAUGUUCAGGCUCGGAUCAAAGGCUGGACUGUGGAGAGCACAGGGGCGAAGCCGGAGGUCAGGAGAAGGAUAUCCCAGGCGCGGCCAUUGUCUGUGGAUUUGACCAAACCGUUCUCACGAUCACCUUCUGGCAGUGCUCUGCUGGGUGGCGAGCUCCCUGGGGAGAGGAGAGAAAAGCAUACGGAAGGACAUGGUUUGGAUGGAACCCCCACCACAAAAAGUUCCUGGAAGUCUGGGGUUCCCCAGAAGACUAGGCAGACGGAACCCAAAGAUGCCUCUGGCCAGGACCCUGACAAGUGUCAGCGUAAAUACUCACCAGGAGACCCAGGCCCUUCUGAAGUCAGUCCAGAAGAUGAUGGAAGCUUCCAGAAGGUGUGGGCCACGAUGUUUGAGCAUCAUGUGGAGAGACACACAGUGGUUGACCAGGCAGGCCAUUGUCUCUCACCUACAUCCCCUCAUGAUGUGACUGACAUCCCAGAUCCCAAACCCAGGCCUGAGAAAGGCUAUUGGCUAGGGAGGGACCCUCCCGGAGUAAUAAGCAAGAGAGACAGCUCUAGGUGGUCCAGCCAUGCUGACCCAGGGAUGCUGGGACGAGCUGUCCUUGUGGAUAUAGAGCCAAUACAGUAUCCCACAUCUGUCCCUGAGACACAGGCCAUGGGAGAAGGGCACAGCAGUCACACUGUCCUGACACAUCAAGAAAGUUCCCCUGUGUCCCAGAGGAUCCAGCCCAAGUAUGACAUUGUGCAUGCCACAGGGGAGCGAGCGCACAGUGAAGCAGUCUCCAGGGUGCCCGAGGAGAAGGCGGUGACGCUACGCAGUGGCAGACGCCGGCUCUCACUGCAGGGUCGGCAGCUGUCCCAGGAGGUCAGCCCUGCUCACCUGGAAUGUGCUCUGCAGGCUCAUGGAGGUGCUGUCCAGAGGGCGAGUUCAUUAUGGGCAGCUCGGGGUCAGCAGGUCAGUGGAUCAAAGCUUGACUGUCAACAGUCACAGGAUGGAUUUGGGGGCAGUUUCCCGCCCUCCAAAUGGACAGGAGGAGUCGUGACAAGCUGGCGCAGCGCCUCUGUGGUCGGCAGAGAUCUCAAUGGACCCAAAAUAGGUCCAUCCUGGGAUCGCUCUUCAAAUCCUCCAUCCAGGGCCACUGCUGAACCCUGUGACUCCCUAGUACAGGAAAGGCUGAACUCAUUGUCUCUGCAGAAAGGUCCCCUUGAAGUAGCCAGUGACGAUAACCCAAGGCUGGCCCAGGCAGUCCAGCCUGAAGUCAGAAUGCGGAGAUCCAACCCUUCAGAGCCAAGGAUGGACAGGUGGAGGCGGCGGACUCUGCCACACGAUGUGAAGUUUGAUGCGUUCAGCCUCCUCACACCAGAGAACACUUCCAAAGGGCAACAGACACCUGCAGAUGAUGUGAUCUCCUCAACCUGUGCCUUAAAGAGACCUCCAUUGUCCCACCACCAGGCACAAACUCGGGAACUGACGCCAGGAGCCUCACAAAGUCGGACUUGCCCCAUGGAGAAGCCGGGGCCAUCUGCUGAACCCAGUGCAACUUUCUUUGCCGUGACUUACCAGAUUCCCGAUAUUCAAAAGGCCAAGAGUGUUGUUAAACCAGGGCCUGAAAAUGUGUCGGAACCUCCUAGAAGAACGACUCCCCCUCUGUCACCUCGCUCUUUUACGUCUACUUUGGCUUCUCCUAGCCACGAAGAGCCACGGGCUCCUGCCAGCAGUAAGGGCUGGGCCAAGGGCAGAGAACAUGAAGAAGGAAAGGGCCUUCCAAAACACCUGAAGGCCACAGAGCAGCCACCAUCUGCUGGGGACAGGAUUCUGGAUCCUUCUAGGGACAGAAUUAUUGAUGUGGAUGCUCUGGGGAUUCAUCGAGGGUCAGAGGAUGAAACUGCGAAGGACAACAGGACCAGGGCAUCUUCAGGCGUGGGUGCCCCACAGACCUCCCCGGUCCUAAGGCGCCCCAAAAGUCUCCUGGUCAGAAGGAGGACAGAGGUGAUCAGCGAGACAUUCCCAGGGAAGGUGAGAGAUGGCUACAGGUCUGGCGUCCUCGACAUUGAUGCUCUGAUGGCCGAGUAUAAAGAGCAAUCAAGCAGAAACCUCAGCAAGGCUCAGGAGCAGAGGGGAAGUCCUCCAGCCGAGCCCAGUGGCUCCCCUCAGGAGAGAUCAGGUUGGCCCAAGGAGGUGGAAUGGAGACGGAGGAGCCUGAAUGAAGCUCCCUGGUCAGACAGUGUUGGAAAAAAAGCAGGGACCUCUGUGAAAGCUCCCCAGUCUCCUGGCCCGAUCAAGCAACCAGCAGAGCCCCUAGGGGCAGCCAUGACCACCAAGUCUGGCCUGCCACUGUGGGCACCACCACACUCAGCUUCUGGGGAAAACUGUCCCUCACUCUCCCCUGUUCCCGCUGGUUCCAGGAAAAAAUCCCCAGGCAUUGCUGAGUUGGAAAGCAAGCCCUCCCCCAGGGAGCACCUGGAGGCAAAGAACAGGCAAGGCCCAGCCAAGUCCCAGGAACCAGACAGUGAGGACAGAAUCUCCCCCAGGACACCUCCCUCUGACCAGAAGAAAGGGACACCAAAGAAGUCCACUAGUCAGGGAGUGGAGGGUGAUGGAGUGCAGUGGGGAACCCCCCCACGUGACUAUAUGUCACCAGUGUCACCACUGGACAUCAAGAGGGCCUGCUCAGAGAAGGGCCCACCAGCCAGGGUCCGGGAGGGUCUGUCGGUCAUGCAGGACGCCAGGCAGCGGAGAGGGAAGCCGAGUCUCCCUGCUGAGACACCCAAGGCCACAACGGGACCCUGCCAGAAGGAGGCAAGGAAGCCAGAUGGUCCUAAGGUGCCUCCGCAGAACCUGGAGCAGGACGGCCAGCAGCCUGUCCGGCAGGUGUGCCCCAUUGCCUCUGUCCCCAGGCGAAGUCACAGCUUUUGCAAGGACAAGAAGAGUGGACCCUUUGUGGGAGAGCUGAAUGGGCAGAAAGGCCUUGUGCCCUCCAACUUCUUGGAAGAAGUGCCUGACGAUGUGGAGGUCCACCUUUCUGAUGCUCCAUCCCACUACUCCCAGGACCCACCCAUGCGCUCCAAGGCCAAAAGGCACUCGGUGCUGUCACGGAAAUUUGUGGACGUCAUGACAGAAUACAACGAAGCGCAAAUCCUGUUUCGGGAGCGAAGCAAAGGCCGCGUCCAGCGCCAGCUAGAGAUCACUGGGAGGACCACCACAGACAAUGAGCUGGAGGAGAUGCUGGAGAGCGGGAAGCCGUCCAUCUUCAUCUCGGAUAUUAUAUCGGAUUCACAAAUUACUAGGCAAGCUCUCAACGAGAUCGAGUCACGUCACAAAGACAUCAUGAAGCUGGAGAGCAGCAUCCGAGAGCUACACGAGAUGUUCAUGAAUAUGGCCAUGUUUGUGGAGACCCAGGGUGAAAUGGUCAACAACAUCGAGAGAAAUGUGAUGAAUGCUGCCGACUACGUCGAACACGCCAAGGAAGAAACCAAGAAAGCCAUCAAAUAUCAGAGCAAAGCCAGGCGGUGCAAAGCCAAAAUGAAGACGCCAAGACAGAAGCGAGGGAAGAAGGACUUAUCAGCUGCAGCAGGAAGGAGAAGCGAGGCAUCGUCUCUACAGCCGGGCUCUCUCAAACCAAAGAACAGAAUCUUGUGGUGGUCCCAGCCCCCACCUGUCAGGGUGGGGGCCAUGGAGGAGGAGAAAACGGAAAACCUGUGGCAUAAGAGCUGGCCGGGUUUUUCGGCCCCACAGAUUUAUUCUGAGGAGACGGACAGUACGUCAUCAUAUGAAACUGUCCUUGACAGUGAGUUAGAGGAGGACUACUUCUCCUGCGUAGAGGAUUUAGACAUGGAGGAUGACAGCGGAGAGGCUGAGAUCCAGGAGAAGGGCAGCAUCACCAUCCAGUCAGGCCUCCAUCUGCUCUGUGCCCUGCACCAGAGGGAAGACCCUGAAGAAAAUAUGGGCCCUAGCCCAAGCCAAAGCGAAGUAAUUGAAGACACCAUUGGUGCUCCCCUCAGCCAGGGAUUAGUCCCUGAGGUCAGCAUGGGCACUGGUCCCAGCAGGGAUACUGACUCCAAGACAGGCCAUGGCCCAAGCCAGGCCAUAGACAUUUAUGAAACCGGUUAUUGUGCUCCCGAGAGCCAGAAUACAGUGACCAAUGUCAGCACGGGCACUGGCCCCAGCAGGGAGAGUGAGGGCACCAUAGGCCAUGGCCCAAGCCAGGCCAUAGACAUUUAUGAAACCGGUUAUUGUGCUCCCGAGAGCCAGAAUACAGUGCCCAAUGUCAGCACGGGCACUGGCCCCAGCAGGGAGAGUGAGGGCACCGUAGGUGAAAAUCCAAGCCAGGCCAUAGACAUUUAUGAAACCGGUUAUUGUGCUCCCGAGAGCCAGAAUACAGUGACCAAUGUCAGCACGGGCACUGGCCCCAGCAGGGAGAGUGAGGGCACCGGAGAGUGA